Planococcus citri (citrus mealybug) is the source of this 1168-nucleotide messenger RNA. RefSeq names its product zinc finger SWIM domain-containing protein 7-like. The record is from RefSeq and is a predicted model, not a curated record. Gene Ontology annotation, biological process: double-strand break repair via homologous recombination. Gene Ontology annotation, cellular component: Shu complex. Gene Ontology annotation, molecular function: zinc ion binding. The transcript is spliced from 4 exons. The coding region runs from base 564 to 1016 and encodes 150 amino acids. Lineage: Eukaryota; Metazoa; Arthropoda; Insecta; Hemiptera; Pseudococcidae.
GCGCAUCAUACAGACAGAGGUAGGUAGGCUAAUAGGCUUAUACACUUCCGUAAUCCGUACAAUACCGAUUCGAAUAAACACUCCCUUGAAACGCGUCCAAUUUGGCAAAACUGAACACCGUUUCGUGUAUUUUUGUCGAUAAAAAAAAAUGUUCAUACAUAUCACUACUACAUAUUGUUUUUGCACUUUCAUUUCACCGCUAUGUUUGCCUCAUCCUUCAUUUUGAGCGAACCCGUAGAUACGAGUACGAUGACUAAUAAUGAAGUAAUGAUAAUCUAAUCGCAAAAAUUCGAAAUUUUUCAAAAAUUCCAACAUCGAUCGAAUCUAAUUUUCGAACAUGUGUAACUAAGUAUGUACAGUAAUCGUUUGUCAAUUUGAAAAUAAAGUGUAAAAAUGAAAUGUUUUACCAAUGUGUCAUACCCCGCACUUGACCUUGAGAAAGCAGUCGCUAUGAACAUCUCUUUCAAUUCUUAGAUAUCCUUCAGAGUCUGGAAAUUUACGAGUACUAGGGACGAGUCGCUUCAGUUAUACAAUAGUAAUCUAGUUGAUAGAAAUCAAGCAUCAUGGAAAGAGCCUUGACUCCUUUUCUAAUCGAUCCUGUCUUUCUAGAAGCUCAGAAAAGCUUUUCAAAAAAUGAAAUUAUUACAGAUGCUAUGCUGAUGGCAUUACACAGUGUAUUCGGUAAAAUUCUUAGAAAUGCCUUGGACCUGAUUGAAUCAAAUGCGGUGACGAUGUUGAUUGUAAAAGACAAUUCUUUGAGAACCGAUCAAUUUAUAUACCAGGUAGCUGGAAGCAGAGGUCUUACUUACGUUAUUUUCCACGAUAUCAAUUAUUGUCAAUGUAAAUUUUACGAACUGCAAGUUGUCCAGUCAAAAUCGUAUCCUGCUUGCAAGCAUUAUAUAGCCGCAAGAUUGGCUUACAUCUGGAAAAAAUUUCGAACGUUCGAAAUCAGUUUUGAAGCCUACAAAGAUACCAUAACGAAUAUUGCGAAAUCCCAAACGCCAGCGGAUAAAUAGCCGGGAAAUGCGUAUUAUUUUCCCAGUAUUCUUACUUGUUACUCCUUAUCCUUACGAUUUGUCAUGCACGUUAAAAAAAGAAUGGUGUCUUUCAUCGAUGUAAUUUUUUAUUUUACGAAAAAUCAAAAAUAAACAUUUCCUUGCACUGCGUA